AUGGGCAAGGAGAAGCACCACCGCGACUGGAUCCUCCGCCGCUGCUGCGGCGCCAUCGCCGCCUGCAUCCUCACGCUCUUCGCCGUGGUCGGCUUCAUCAUACUCGUCAUCUACCUGGCGCUGCGCCCCUCCAAGCCGUCCUUCUACCUCCAGGACGUGCAGCUCCGGUCCAUCGACCUCAGCGACCCGACGCUCUCCCUCGACCUCCAGGUGACGAUCGCGUCGCGGAACCCGAACGAGCGUGUGGGCGUGUACUACAAGACGCUGGACGCGUUCACGACGUACCGCGACGAGCCGGUGACGGUGCCGGUGUCGAUGCCGUCGAUCUACCAGGGCCACAAGGACGUGUCGGUGUGGUCCCCCGUGAUGUCGGGCGACGCCGUGCCCGUGGCGCAGUACGUGGCGAACGCCAUGAAGCAGGACAUCGCGGCGGGCUACGUGCUGCUCCACGUCAAGGUGGAGGGCCGCGUCAAGUGGAAGGUCGGCAGCUGGGUCUCCGGCGGCUACCACCUCUUCGUCAACUGCCCCGCGAUGCUCGCCACCAGCGGCAGCGCCUUCGCCGGCGGCGCGUUCGCCGCCAGCGCCGCGUCGGGGGUCGGGGUCCCCGCUGGCGUCAACACCACCGUCUCGCUCAAGUUCACGCACCCGGCUGACUGCACUGUCGACGUGUGA
Molecule: messenger RNA, 672 nt
Organism: Miscanthus lutarioriparius
Lineage: Eukaryota; Viridiplantae; Streptophyta; Magnoliopsida; Poales; Poaceae
Source: the annotation of a GenBank genome assembly